Andrographis paniculata is the source of this 1464-nucleotide messenger RNA. Its product is annotated as protein DETOXIFICATION 35-like. Gene Ontology annotation, biological process: xenobiotic detoxification by transmembrane export across the plasma membrane. Gene Ontology annotation, molecular function: xenobiotic transmembrane transporter activity; antiporter activity. The coding region runs from base 1 to 1464 and encodes 487 amino acids. Gene Ontology annotation, cellular component: membrane. NCBI's taxonomy places the organism in Eukaryota, Viridiplantae, Streptophyta, Magnoliopsida, Lamiales, Acanthaceae. The transcript has 7 exons. The record is from RefSeq and is a predicted model, not a curated record.
AUGGAGGUGCCGCUGCUUGAUCGGAGCUUUGACGAAGGUGGAUUGAUCGGAGCAAAUGGCGAUUACCUUCCCGGUAAAGGAUGGAAGACGUGUUGGGAGAUUUUUCGGAUUGAAUCUUCAAAGCUGUGGGGAAUAGGCGGACCGAUAGCGUUCCAAAUCGUGUGUGAAUCGAUCAUCGACUCCAUAUCCACCAUGUUCGUCGGACAUCUCGGUAAUAUUGAACUCGCCGCCUUCUCCGUCGCUCACUCGGUCAUCAUCUUCUUCUCUUAUGGCUUACUGCUCGGUAUGGGAAGUGCUCUGGAGACAUUAUGUGGUCAGGCAUUUGGUGCAGGGAAGCUUGAAAUGGUCGGCACUUACACACAGCGAUCAAUGCUAAUACUAUUCCUCUCGUGUAUAUUUCUUUUGCCUCUUUACAUAUUUGCUUCGCCGUUGCUUAAGCUCCUCGGCCAGGAACAAGACGUCGCAGAACUAUCCGGACCUUUUGCGAUGCUAACUAUUCCUCAGUUAUUCUCAUUAGCCAUCUCAAUUCCAACUCAGAAGUUUCUUCAAGCACAGAGCAAAGUCUCUGUAUUAGCUUGGAUAACAUUUUCUGCUACAUUGUUGCAACUUUUUCUUUGUUGGCUGUUCAUCACUGUUCUUGGCUGGGGAACGACAGGCGCUGCUGUGGCAUUUGAUAUUACGAACUGGUGGGUUGCGAUUGGGCAAUAUGUUUACGUUGUUUGUUGGUGCAAGGAUUCUUGGAAGGGAUACACUUGGGAUGCUUUUAAGGAUUUGUGGGAGUAUACCAGAUUGUCCCUUGCAUCUGCUGUUAUGCAGUGCCUGGAUGUUUGGUAUCUGUCGAGCCUUGUCAUUGUCACUGGGAGUUUAGAUAAUUCUGUCACCGAAGUUUCUUCUCUUACGAUAUGCAUGAAUGUUAACAUGUGGGAGCUUAUGCUGUUUAUGGGACUCAAUGCCGCCGUAAGUGUUCGAGUUUCGAAUGAGCUUGGCUCUGGACGCUCCAGAGCUACAAAAUAUUCGAUCUAUGUGACAAUCGGGCAGUCAUUUUUUAUCGGGAUUGUAUGCAUGCUUACAAUUUUAGCUGCAAGAGAUCAUUUUGCGAUCCUUUUCACCGACAAUGUAGAAAUGCAGCGAUCCGUCUCUCGCCUUUCUGUUCUACUUGCAUUUACAAUGGUCCUCAACAGCAUUCAGCCUAUUUUUUCAGGCGUGGCUAUAGGCUGCGGGUGUCAAGGACUUGUGGCUACCGUUAACUUGGCUUGUUACUACGGUUUUGGCCUUCCUUUCGGAAUUUAUCUCGGUCACAUUGUUAAGUUGGGAGUUGUGGGUGUUUGGAGUGGGAUGGUGUCCGGAAUGAUUCUGCAGACGCUUAUUCUUGUGGCGAUCCUUUCUCGGACCGACUGGGAGCGAGAGGUGGAGAAGACUACAAAUCGGUUGGAGAGAUGGGAACUUAGCCAUAAUGGUGUAUGA